Molecule: messenger RNA, 1840 nt
Organism: Caenorhabditis elegans
Lineage: Eukaryota; Metazoa; Nematoda; Chromadorea; Rhabditida; Rhabditidae
Gene: mig-14
Product: Protein wntless homolog
Exons: 9
Coding region: 15-1664 (549 amino acids)
Biological process (GO): Wnt signaling pathway
Cellular component (GO): late endosome membrane; early endosome membrane; basal plasma membrane
Molecular function (GO): Wnt-protein binding
Source: RefSeq, marked reviewed
UUUCAGAACCAAUCAUGGCGGGCGGAGCCGUCAUCGAGAAUCUGAGCAAUCGGAAGCUUUUCGUCAUUUUCGCGGGUCUUUUGGUCAUUCAAAUUAUGUUCUUCCUGAUUGGUGCCUGGUAUGCUCCAUCGCCAUCUUCUUACAUGGAAUUCGAAAUGAUAACUUGUCGUGACGAGACCAAAGGACUAUCUGGAGAAUGGAUUCAUCGAGAUAAUUGCCAGCAAAUAUCGGAGUUGUCAGAGUACACACCGUCCUCAUUCGAUCUUCGAGAAAUUGUGUUCAUCGCGAAAAUGCCGCAUACUCGUGACGGAAUCGAGCUCGAAUACUCCCCGUGGUUCCAGUUCUUGCUCGGCGUGCUUCAUGUCGACGUGGAAUACAGUGAGCACUUUAAAUACGUGGCACAUGCUCCACUGGAGCUGGAAGUUCGUAUGGGAUAUCGUGACAAGGAAUCAAAGAAAAAUGAAUGGAAAGAGCUGGUCACGUCGAAUGUUACACGCAUUUUGGAGUGCACAAUUGCUGAGGAUGAGAAAAAAGCCGGUGGAACCUACGACUGCGACAUGCUUGAUCUCUUCGAACUUGGCUCAAGCUCCUACCCAUUCUACCUGAUCAAUAUUCGAAUUCCGAUUAAUCAGCAGGCGUGCCAAUUCGAUAAUAAAAGUGCAAAUUGUCAAAUUGGGAAGCUCACCGGCCUACGACUCAUCGAAAUUCAUCAAAACGGAGGAUUCACACUUGUUUGGCUUUGGACUAAGACUUUUAUGACACCAGUUGUGGCGAUUUGCCUGUGGUGGUAUUAUAAUAGAAUCAACCAACUCGCCAGAAACCCACUUUUACUGGAACGUGCCAUUCUUCUGCUCGGCCUAAGUCUCGUCAUUCUCGACUUCCCAAUUGAAUGGAUCUCCUUGACCUACCGUAUUCCAUUCCUACUUCUUAUUUCGGAUCUUCGUCAAGGUCUCUUCUACACUGUGCUCUUCUCGUUUUGGCUCAUUUUUGCCGGCGAGCAUCUGAUCGAUGAUAAUACCAGAAAUAAUUUGAAAUCCUACCGCUUCAACCUCUCGUUCAUAAUCACCGCCUCGCUGGGCCUAUUAAUCUACGAUCUCAUCGAACGCGGAAUCCAGCUCUACGAUCCUUUCUACAGUGUCUGGUCAUCACCGACAGGCUCACAGAUCGCCUAUUUCGCGAUUUUCAUCUCCGCCAUCAGCACCGUCGCCUAUUUUAUUUUUCUUUUCUUCAAAAUCGCCAGGGUUUGGAGCACAAUCAAGAGCAAACGGAGUGCUCAAAUCUAUCAAACGAGCGAAAAUCGACGGCUUAAAGUGGAGGGAGUGAUCUACCGAUUCAAAUUUCUGAUGCUCUUCACCUUGCUCUGCUCCGCAUUCACAAUCGCCGCAUAUUUCAUGAAACAAUACGGAGAAGCACAGCUUCAUGGGGAUGAAGCUCGUGAUGGAUUCCUUACUGGAAGCACAUCGGCAUUCUUUACCGGCGCUUUCGGAAUGUGCAAUAUUUAUGUUCUUUUGCUGCUUGCCAUGUACGCCCCAUCGCACAAACAUUAUCGUGGAGCUUCUCAAUUGAUCGACGAGAACGACGACGACGAAAUAAUGGAGGAUCCAUCGAAUCAGCACACCGAGUCGAAUGCAAUGACGACAUUCCUGAAGCCGAGCACCGAUUGAAGCAAGCACCGGCAGCAGCAUAAUGUAUAAAUUCCCACAUCCACCCACUCAUUUUUUUUUCGUUUGUACCAAGAUUCUCAAUUUUUCUCACCUUCUUAAUUGCAUUUUUUUUGUCUUUUCAGCUUUAGUGCUCUUUUGCUCUUUUUUCAUCGAAAAAUACAAAUUUUCAACUACUA